Molecule: messenger RNA, 513 nt
Organism: Fraxinus pennsylvanica
Lineage: Eukaryota; Viridiplantae; Streptophyta; Magnoliopsida; Lamiales; Oleaceae
Source: the annotation of a GenBank genome assembly
AUGAAAGAUGGUAAGAGGUGCUUAGAGAAAGAGAGAGAAGCUCUUCUCAAAAUCAAAUAUGAGCUUAUUGACGAAUAUGGUCAAUUUUCUUCUUGGGAAAACCACAAAGAUAAAAAGGAUUGUUACGAAUGGAGAGGUUUCCUUUGCAAUAACCUAACUAAUCAUAUUAUCGAGUUGGAUCCGAAUGGUCUAUACGAGAAUGGAGAAAAGCGUAUUGCUAUUGCACCUCCAAGAGGUAACAUUAGCAUUUGGUUGCUUGAAAUACAAAAUUUGAAACAUUUAGACCUCAGUUUCAAUGACUUCGACUAUAUCAGAAUCCCACAAUUCAUUGGUUCCCUAUGCAAAUUACAAUAUCUUGAUCUUUCCCAUUCUAAUUUUAGUGGAGAAAUUUCCCGCCAUCUUGGCAACCUUUCUCAAUUGCAAUUUCUUGGUCUUGACACAGAUGAUGGUAUGCUAACUAGCACAAAUAUUGAUUGGCUUUCUCGACUUCAUUCAUUAAGCUAUCGAUCAUGA